AUGGCGACGGCGACAGCGACUGCGGUGCGCGUGGCGACGCCCGAGAUCCGGCUGCACUGCGGCCCAACGGGGCUGAACGAGGCCGUGCUGUCGCUGGACUUCCUGCGCCCUAAUGCGGAGGGCGCGAGCACGACCACGGAGCAGCCGCUGCUGGUCACGGGCGGCGCCGACAAGGAGAUCAAGCUCUGGCGCGACAAGGACGCCGAGGCUGCCAAGGCCGCGGGGGGCGUGGAGCUGGAGUUCGUCUUCAGCCUCUCGGGCCACGACCGCAGCGUCAACUGCGUGCGCUUCUCGCCCAACGGCGCGUACCUGGCGUCGGCCAGCGACGACACGUCCAUCAUCCUCUGGUCCAAGCCCAAGACGGCGGGCGACGACUGGCGCUGGGACCGCAUCUCGUCGCUCAGCGACGUGGGGCGCACCAUCCUGUCGCUGGGCCACAAGGGCGACAUCACGGACCUGUCGUGGUCCCCGGACUCGGCCUUCCUCUGCUCCUCGUCGGUCGACAACCGCUGCGUCAUUUGGGACGUGGAGAAGGGCGACGUGGCCGAGCGCCGCAAGGACCACACGCAGUACGUGCAGGGCGUGGCGUGGGACCCGCUCAACGAGUUUCUGGUCACGGAGGGCAACGACCGCACGUGCCGAGUCUACUCGCUCAGCGGCUUCGGCGCGGCCACGCGUCCCAAUGGAAAGAAGCAGAACCGCAAGUUCAUGUGCAUCCAGACGCUCAAGACGCGCGAGUUCCCGUCGACUUCCCAGGGCGGAGCGGCCUCUGCUUUAACCCCGCCGGCUCCGAAGCACCGAAUGUUCCUCGAUGAUACGUGCCCUGCAUUCGCGCGUCGACCGGCGUGGACGCCAGACGGAAGCUACUUUUUGGCGCCGACCGGAACCUUUCGAGCGAGCGAGUCGGCGUCGGCGGUCAACACCGUCUACGCGUUCUCUCGUGGCAAUUUGAGCCAGCCCACGCUGCACUUGCCGGGACAGGAAAAGGCCUCGCUUGGCGUCCGUUGCAGUCCGCUGCUGUACGAGUUGCGCCGACAAGAUGACCAGGCAGACGACUCCCCACCGCCCAACUUUUUCAAGACGGAGUACCGGUCAAUCUUUGCUGUCAUUACUCUAGACGCUGUCGUUAUUUACGACACACAGCAACCCCACCCGAUCUGCACAGUAAAGGGAUUGCACUACGCGGAUUUAACCGAUGCGAGCUGGACGUCGGACGGCCAGACGCUUAGCAUUUCGUCCACCGAUGGCUACAUCUCCUUCAUCCAGUUUGAGGACGGUUUCUUCGGCACAAGCGUAUCUCGCACAGGUGAGCUCCCUACUGCUAUCGUCAUGUAUUCAUUCAGCACGACGUACUAA
Molecule: messenger RNA, 1356 nt
Organism: Phytophthora sojae
Lineage: Eukaryota; Oomycota; Peronosporomycetes; Peronosporales; Peronosporaceae
Product: chromatin assembly factor 1 subunit B-like protein
Exons: 4
Coding region: 1-1356 (451 amino acids)
Biological process (GO): DNA replication-dependent chromatin assembly; nucleosome assembly
Cellular component (GO): CAF-1 complex; nucleus
Molecular function (GO): protein binding
Source: RefSeq, a predicted model, not a curated record